Messenger RNA from Zasmidium cellare ATCC 36951, 1251 nucleotides. RefSeq lists its product as uncharacterized. Lineage: Eukaryota; Fungi; Ascomycota; Dothideomycetes; Mycosphaerellales; Mycosphaerellaceae. Gene Ontology annotation, biological process: regulation of DNA-templated transcription. Bases 1 to 1251 code for a protein of 416 amino acids. The transcript is spliced from 2 exons. Gene Ontology annotation, molecular function: zinc ion binding; DNA-binding transcription factor activity, RNA polymerase II-specific. The record is from RefSeq and is a predicted model, not a curated record.
AUGGACGAGAGUAUUGUUGUUCGGGGUCAGAAAAGGACCGAGAGAAGGGCAAAGUCCAAGACUGGUUGUGGGACGUGCAAGAUCCGGCGAAUCAAAUGUGACGAGUCUAAACCGAGUUGCAACAAAUGUGUGAGCACUGGCCGGAAGUGUGAUGGAUACGAGUCUCCGUUCAGAUCUUUCAUCCCGGAGCUCGGCAGCAGAGGCACUGGACAGCAGGAUGACAUAGAGCAAGCUAAUGUUGGUACCAGAGCGGUCUUGCCAGCAGAAGUCGAGAUUCUCAGUCGGCUCUUCUCGACGAAAACUAUGUUCGACGUGAACUUAGGCUGCGAAGAAGAAUCGAAGCAGGUGCUCCACGCAAGUCUGACCCAAGCCCCGUUGAGAAGUGCGAUCGCAUCUCUCAAGGUAUUGCGAGAGGAUCUGGAGUCGUCGCUAAGCAAUUCUCCAUCAUCUCCAUGGCGACCCGAGACCAACCACGAGGGCCUCCAACAAUACAGCAAAGCUAUGACAGGUCUUGCAAAGAGUCUGUCGUUACCGGAUAGGACACGAGUACCUUCCACUUUGCUUUGUUGCGAGACCUUUAUAAGCAUUGAACAAGUUCGAGGCGAUCAUGUAGCGAUGGCGCAGCACAUCAUCCGAGGAGUUGAGAUCAUGCGAGAGUAUGGUGCCAGACCGUGCCUCACCCACGCCGGGAAGCUGGUGCCUGCGCAUCGCGGACCGCUUCCACUUAUUGAUGUCUUUGCCGUCAAGCUCUUUGCGGCGCCAUGUCGCUUCAAAGAGCAGCCAGCAGUAGUGGGUGCACAUGGUGGGACUGCUGCGACCUGUGAUGAUCAAAGACUCGACCCCGAGAACCAGAAGCAACUGAAGAAUCUCGCAACUAAUACCCUGGUCUUCCUCAAUGAGGUCCGUCAUGUUCAGUCCGUCGAAGACGCCACUCAGCUCGUAUCAAAGAAAGCCAACCUGCUGAAGUCCUUGAAUGAUUGGCUCCUCGAUCUCAACCAAAUCCAACGACAAGGCGAGCCAAUUGACAAGGAGCCUCUUGCAGUGUUGUUCGAGCGUGUUUUCCACCAACUGCUGAGGAUUUUUACAUUGAAUGCAUUGGACUCAUCCCAGAGCCAGGACGUGCAGAUUGCUGCAGAGAAGAGGCAGCUUCUGGAGCUGGCUGGCAUUGUAAGCUCGAGAGUGCAGGCGUACAAUGCAGGUUGGAGCGCGGGUUCUGUUUUCGGCGGAGAGAGGCAGACUGUUGGCGUGUAG